Molecule: messenger RNA, 1173 nt
Organism: Pollicipes pollicipes
Lineage: Eukaryota; Metazoa; Arthropoda; Thecostraca; Pollicipedomorpha; Pollicipedidae
Gene: ATP6AP2
Product: ATPase H(+)-transporting accessory protein 2
Exons: 2
Coding region: 34-330 (98 amino acids)
Cellular component (GO): membrane; external side of plasma membrane
Molecular function (GO): signaling receptor activity
Source: RefSeq, a predicted model, not a curated record
GUGGCCGCCGCCGUGGCGCGCUACGCCGCCCAGAUGGAGAAGGCCAGCGGCGGACGGGCGCUGACCCUGCUCCUGACCCAGCCGGCGCUCAGUCGGCGCACGCGGUCGCUGCUGGCCGAUCCUACCGACAAACCACCGGCCGACGGCGGUCUCAAUCUGGCCUCCAGCUACAGCGACGACUACCCGGUCAUCUUCAACAUCCUGCUCAUCACCUCCAUCUUCUUGCUGUACAUUCUGGUGGCGUUCUCCGUGAUGACUGCCUACAUGGAUCCUGGCAAGGACUCGAUCAUCUACCGCAUGACGAACCCGAACAUGAAGAAGAACAACUAGUCCGACAACGAGGACGUUCAUCAGCAUAGCACGGCUUCUCGUAAGCGCGUGUAGGCGCGUGAGAAGCUCUUAUCCCCUCGCUGGACAUGGGCCAAUGAAACUCAACGACUUCAGGUGGCGAAAAGCUUCAAAAUGGACAGGUAGACUUCGGAUCUCCAUGUUUGAGUUUCAUGUUCCAGCACUCAGAAUCGUUGGAAAUCCCCCCGGCGGACGAUGAUUCGCCUUCCCAUCCGUGAUGGCAGCGCCCGUGUAAUUCAGUGUGCUUGUAUAGAACAUUCCAUAUCCGUAGCGAGCGUCGUGGAGCGGGUGCCCCCAUCACGUACCUUGGGAGUGUGCUCGGUCCGUGUGCGGCGCCGGCACCGGGCCUGUCGGGUUGGAGCCAGUCUCGUAUCAGUGUUGUGAGUAGCAUGCCUCGGCCGGGCCCUCGGGCGCCCCACCAGCGGGGUCGUCUCCGGGCGACUGGUGAUCAGCUGGCCGAGGCGGACGGGCCUGAGGAGCGGUGGCCGCCUACGGAGCGCCAGGCUGUCUGCAGAUAGGCGGACCGCCGGCCGCCAGGGCACAGGCGCAGUGUUUGUUGUCCGGGGCCGCCUGAAGGCGGGCCGGGGAGCGGGCAGGGCCGUUACGCUGGUGGGCCGUGGGGUCCGUUCGCCUCGUGUAGGACGGAUCGCCGAUAGCGGGCGAUAACGGCAGUGGCGGGCUGGGACAGAUUAUGGAUUAAUUAUAUCGUGAUUGUACAGAAUGGACGUGCGGUUCAGUGAGGCGCGAUUUUGCCGUGAGGUCUGAUGCUUAUGUAACAAUCGCGUUCGUUGUACAUGGAUGCAAAUAAAACCGGUGUGAAUGACA